Molecule: messenger RNA, 1509 nt
Organism: Megalops cyprinoides (Indo-Pacific tarpon)
Lineage: Eukaryota; Metazoa; Chordata; Actinopteri; Elopiformes; Megalopidae
Product: ELAV-like protein 2
Exons: 8
Coding region: 230-1399 (389 amino acids)
Cellular component (GO): ribonucleoprotein complex
Molecular function (GO): RNA binding
Source: RefSeq, a predicted model, not a curated record
CCGAAAGGGAUUCCAUUUAUGUGCUUUCUUUCAUUUAAAUAAAUAUUUCAUUUCAUCAGUCUUGUUUAUUUAUUUUGUGUUCGUAAGUUUAAGCUAAGGCGGAAUUCAUCCUCUAAAGUCGUGCUUAGUGCUUUCUUGUUUCGCACCUUUUUUAAAGAAAUACUAUUUGGCUAAUACUAAGGACAUCCUUAACUUUCAUUUAUAGAAACGACGGCAACUCCAAACUAACAUGGCAGUCAGACUGUGCGAUGUGGCUUCUCUGCUUAGAAGUGGUUCGUGGGCAGCAGAGCCUUGGACUGGGCAGGUAAUUGCUGCCAUGGAAACACAGCUGUCCAAUGGACCCACUUGUAACAACACAACCAACGGUCCCGCCACAAUCUCAAACAACUGCUCCUCUCCUGUAGAAUCGGGAAGCAUAGAGGACAGUAAAACUAACUUGAUAGUCAACUAUCUGCCUCAGAAUAUGACCCAGGAGGAGCUGAAGAGUUUGUUUGGGAGCAUUGGUGAAAUCGAAUCCUGUAAAUUAGUAAGAGACAAAAUAACAGGCCAGAGCCUAGGGUAUGGAUUUGUGAACUACGUGGAUCCGAAAGAUGCAGAAAAAGCCAUCAAUACAUUAAAUGGCCUGAGACUUCAGACCAAAACCAUUAAGGUUUCCUAUGCUCGUCCGAGCUCCGCUUCCAUUAGAGAUGCAAAUUUGUACGUCAGUGGACUGCCAAAAACCAUGACUCAGAAAGAACUGGAGCAGCUCUUUUCUCAGUAUGGACGCAUCAUUACCUCUCGCAUUCUGGUGGACCAGGUGACCGGCGUCUCUAGGGGAGUCGGGUUCAUCCGAUUUGACCGAAGAAUUGAAGCAGAAGAAGCCAUCAAGGGUCUUAAUGGCCAGAAGCCUCCAGGAGCAACAGAGCCUAUCACAGUGAAGUUUGCCAACAACCCCAGUCAGAAGACGAGCCAGGCCCUGCUGUCACAGCUAUACCAGUCUCCCAAUCGAAGGUACCCAGGACCCCUCGCACAGCAGGCACAGCGUUUCAGGUUGGAUAAUCUCCUAAACAUGGCUUAUGGAGUAAAGAGCAGGUUUUCUCCUAUGGCCAUUGACGGCGUCACCAGUUUGGCCGGCAUCAACAUCCCCGGGCACGCGGGGACCGGCUGGUGCAUCUUCGUGUACAACCUGGCCCCGGACGCCGACGAGAGCAUCCUGUGGCAGAUGUUCGGCCCGUUCGGCGCCGUCACCAACGUCAAGGUCAUCCGCGACUUCAACACAAACAAGUGCAAAGGGUUCGGAUUUGUCACCAUGACAAACUAUGACGAGGCAGCCGUGGCUAUCGCUAGCCUGAAUGGAUAUCGCCUUGGGGACAGAGUUUUGCAAGUCUCAUUCAAAACCAACAAAACGCACAAAGCCUAAUGUCUCUUCAGAUUGUUUAUACAGAAUUCUACUAAAAAAACACGUAAACUUUAUACAUUAGUAAAGCAGUCUUUGUAAAUCAGUGUUAUGAAGGGAAACAAGAAUUAAUA